CAGGGCUGCUCUUCACCACUAGGCUUCCCAUCGGCCUAUCGCUGCUCCCCUGCAUGCUGACGACGAGACCCGGAAGCACCGAGCUGCCUGCUUUGUUUUGUUUUGGUAGCGGAGUCGGAUAAGAGGUAGACAGGCAGAGGUCCGCCGGGAGAGCACCGCUCGCUAAAUGGGGAGAGCCAUAUCGGGGAUGGAAGAUGACAGACCGAUAGCUGACGCCUGUAAAAUGCCGAGUUUUAUCAGCAGCUUAGAGGAGGAGAGGGUGAAAUUGUCCCGUAACCUGCCGGAAGAAACUUCCUUCACGGACAGCAAAGUUGAGCGGGCGGUCAGAGAUUUGAGCCGUGGUGUCACCAGAUCAAACUCGCGGUUAUCCCUGGACGGGGGUGAGGGGGACUCGGGGGACAGGAGCAGCGAGGAGGAGAAGGAUGCAAAGGGCAACAACAACAACAACUGCAACGGCGGAGGAGGAGAGAGGAGGAGGAGGGCGAGCGCUGUCGAGAUUUUGAGGAGGAAUUUCGGGGUUUCAAAAUCUCCCUCUUUGUGUCUAAAUACAAACAGCCGGAUGCAGCGCGGCGCGGAGCAUGAACAUCGCGAAGGAAACGUUAAUAACCACGUUCACAAAGGUUAUGGAACUGAACGCGGCGAACGUAAAAACUCGGAGCGUGAAACGGGCGAAGCGGGGACUAAAAACGAGGCAACUUUGAACGACUUGACGACUUCGGUUGUGCAAAGAGUUGAAUUGGUGACCGUCAACGUUACCGGGCCGCGCCAUUAUAAACGUGACAGUGACAGCAACGUAGUCGUUUUAGACGAGUCUUUGAACACUAAAGAACACGUCUACUGCACUGUGUAUUGCAUCGCUAACGACAGAAAAGACGUUGUAAUCACAGACGAUGAAACGGGCACAUCUGACGCACCAAAAAUGGACUUGGAGACAGAACAGGAAGCAGGCUCGAGUCCCGAACCGUCUCUGUACACAUUGGACGACUUGGUGGAUCCAUUCAGGGACAUGACCCACCCGUUGUCCACGGAGCAGGCCGGUGCAGGGACUACGAUGCAGAGUUGCCGGGUGUGCCUGGAAGAGAAAACCAUCGCACCCCUGCCCUGCUGCAGGAAGGCCGUGUGCGAUGAGUGUCUGAAACUCUACGUCAGCGCUCAGGUGCGAGUAGCCAAAUCUUACAUCAGCUGUCCAAUCCCAGAGUGCAGUGGCUUCCUGGAGGAGGGAGUGGUAAUUUCCCAUUUGGCCAAUGAAGACGUAGCAAAAUACCGUUACUUUUUGGAGCUCAGUCAGCUAGACUCGAGCACCAAACCCUGCCCCCAGUGCAGUCAGUUCAGCUCUCUGAAGGGGAACAACUCCAACCACUCCGAGCACAAGUACAAGAUCCAGUGUAGCAAUUGUCAGUUUGUAUGGUGCUUUAAAUGCCACGCACCAUGGCACAGUGGGGUCAAAUGUCGCGAAUACAGGAAAGGAGACAAGCUGCUUCGAAGCUGGGCUAGUGUCAUAGAGCACGGGCAAAGAAACGCCCAGAAAUGUCCGCAGUGUAAGAUCCAUAUUCAGCGUACAGAGGGAUGUGACCAUAUGACAUGUACGCAGUGUAACACUAACUUCUGUUACCGCUGUGGAGAGCGCUACCGACACCUAAGGUUUUUCGGGGACCAUACAUCCAACCUCAGCGUGUUCGGAUGCAAGUUUCGCUAUCUACCUGAUAAACCUCAUCUGAGACGGCUAAUUAGAGGGUCUGUCUGUGCCACUAAGGUGCUGAUAGCUCCAGUGGUCAUUUUGUUGGUCAUGGUGCUCGGAGCUUUCGCAGUGGUGAUAGGUAACACAAUUAUACACAUGAACACACACACGCACGUAAAGAAUCAGGGUGAGGCUCCAGCGAGCGUGGCAAACCGAAAACAGCUAAAUGGUUUGGCUAUAUUACAGAUAGUUUCUUCCACACAGCAAAGCCGGUCCACUCUCUAUGCAAAAAUAACAAACAUAAACAUGCUACAAACUUUACAUUAGCAUACAUGGCAGUCAUUCUCAGUUAUAUGCCCUAAAAGACAAGGAAACUGUCAAAGCUUUAGAUCCAGAUUAUCACCCUCUGGGCGACUGGCUUUUAUUUCCUGAAACUACAUUUACUAGUAAAAUCACCCAGCUGCGCUCUGUGAGCACUCCGUCAGACAGUGAUGUGAACUAUUGAUGCCUCGGCUGAACUGUAAUUAGUGUUAACUUCUUUCCCGUGUGUGUGCGUCUGACAGAUGAUCCGCUACGGGCUAACACACGCUGAUGGAAGAAUCACAUUUAUUGUCAUCGUUAUUAGAAUCAGUGCUGUGCUGCUCUCUUUUUCAGCCUAAUUAACAUACACAUACACUAUGCCAAAUAUAAGAUAGAAUAAUCAAAUCCACAUAGAAAACUCAUCAGAGCUCGACAUUAACAGACAAUUCAAGAUUUCCAUUCUACGUUAAUUAAUAGUUAAUCCAAAUUAGUAUCAAUUGAAACAAGGCUUUAAUCCAUCUUUGUCUUCUCUUCCUCUUCAUCUCUACAACCACCUUCCCUGUCUGCAGGCCUGGUAGUUUUCCCCGUCUACUAUGUGUGUAAGAGGAGGAAGAAGCAGCGCUCACAGGGCUCCGGACGGUGGAUCUGACUGCAACCUGCACUGCAUCUAGAACACACACACGCACACGCACACAGCUUGAAAGACGACACACACACACAUCUCUUCAGGGAUGAACACUCCAGCCUGACUCAUUGCAAACGUUUGAGAGGAACAUCACACAAUUAACAAUGGUGAAGAGACUUUUUAAGACGGAAGGAAGUCUAUAAACAUAUGAUGUAAGGGCGUGGAUAAUCAUACAUCAUCAUGCAGAAUAUUUCAGUGGGCCGCUGCUGCAAAAGAAAUACUGGAUAUUCAAGUAGAAAAAGACAGAAAAACAAAACGCUUAUUUAAAUUUAGUUCUCUUCAGAUGAUGGUUGACAGUUAGCUUGACAUCAGCUUGGAGUCCAUCGGUUAGCCUGAUAUGAUGCCAUACUGUUGAUUAUUGUGGAUGACAGACUUUUUUUUUUUUUUAUAAAGGUUUUAAUAGUGGUGGAUACAACUUGACUUGAUAAACACUGACUGCUGGAAAAGGGGCGAAAUGUAACCUUCUUGUUGAACUUUUGCAAACGCUUCUUCAGUCAUUUGUCAAAAGUGCAAGAUGGAAACUGAAUUCAGGACCAAGCCAUGAUGGGAAAAAAACGAGUUCUCACGGAUGCAACAAAGCUGACAUUAAAUUUGUGCAAUCUUCGCCUGUUGCUUUGACAAGCACACACUAUUCAAAAUAAUAUGAAAGGACUUCAUUUGGACGGAUGGAAGGAUGACACGUUACUAUUGGAUAACCUCGACUCUGCCUCAAGUCAUUGCUAGACAGAGUGAAAGUUGGGUCCUGUGUCACCACCCUAAGAGUGACACCUAAUUUCAAAGGCCACACCAACCUUAGCUUUAUAAAAAAUAAAAAAAGUGUCCGGUUUGCAACAAAUAUUCAGCCCACUGACCCCUUAUAGAAAUAUUGGAAAGCGGAAUUGUAGCAAGCCACCAUUGUUUUCUGUUGUGGUUCUCCCAUCUACUCCUCCUCCCGUCUUUGCCUUUCUUCCGCACCUUCCUUGGGUCUCUGCCCUGGCGGUACGGUGGCUCACACACCCUCACCUCUGCCUUGCCCUAUACUGUACGCCAGUAUCUGCAUCAUCAAAAACAUGAAAUAAUUGCUGCUGCUGUGGCAAUUGUGCCAAAACAAAAUGCUGAAUGUGGCAGGACAGACGGUUGACCCCGUCCCUUUUGUUAGAUUUUUUGUUGUUGUUUUCUGGGUUGCUUGUUGCAGCAGCGUUGGGAGGUGAUGCUGCCAGUGUGUAGCGGAGGCUGCAUAAAGAAAUAGAAUUAGAGGCUCUGUAGGAUUAUAGGAAUAUGCAUUAGAUAGUUGAAAGCUGCUUUGAAUUAAAAAUAACUGAACUUACUGGGUGGCGGUUUGCGUAAGUUGCAUUAGCUCUUUUUUUUUUUUUUAAGAAAAUUAGUUCAGAAGUUAUUGUCAGGCUGCGGUGCACUGGAUGUGGUAGAUUAUAUAUGGAUGUUAAUUAUUAGGUGAUCAGGUUUUCAAGGUGUUUAAGAAUUGAUGCCGUUUGGAUUUGUGCAGUGAUAAGAGGACGUCUAUCUGCUGGAGACUUUGGAUAGUGACAUAGUGGCGUUUAACAUAAACACACUUAACUCAUUCACACUGGAGCAUGUUGCAAGAAGGCAGACACGCAGAGUGCUGCCAGGAAACAGGAGAUUUUCAAGAGCUUUAAAGGUCGUCACCUGGCAGCAGCCAGCUUGCUGUCCUUCACUUAUCCCUCUAUCCUCCCCUCCCUGCUGUCAGUUCUUAGUUUUCAACACAUCCAAUGGAGCUACGGCUGCUCUUGAGCCACAAAAGAAUCAUCCGAACUGGAUGUUUUUAAGGCCUCCGGUACGUGAGAAUAACACAGGGCUAUCUGCGGUGCACGAUGCGGUCAAGUACAUACAAGUGGUUUCCACAUCACUCAUAUUUAUCUCAUAUAUUUGUGUGUUUUUUUUAUCCCAUCAUUUCUUGGAGCAAUCUUUUUCUUUUUUUUGCUCCAUCAUGAGACAUUUAUGAAGACGUUUUAAAGAAAGUACAAAAGGACGAGGAGAAGCACAAUAUAUCUGCACCUAAAAGAUGCUACGGCAUGGAAAAAGAUGUGAAAUGGUAAAAUGAUACAAAUUUGAGGGGAACUGCCUCCAUUGGAAACAAAAGUCGCACAGUGAAGGUAAAUGCAUCUUCAAAUCUGUUGUGGUUUCCAGUGGAGUAGAAAUCCUGAGUGUGUCAACACAUUUCAUCACUGAAUCUUCACUGAAACCAGGAUUUAAGACAUAGACAGCAGGGUUGGUGUUCCUGCAUGUGGCACAUCAUUAGCUUCUCUUUAUCCCAGGGAUCUGGCACCUUUUCUACAUCUCAGAGUCAAUAAAAACCAACUGUCGAGUACAGUUUAACUGUACACACAAGGUUCCUAAAGGACACCGGUAAUUUAUUGUCACACACCGCUUUUGGUAGUUCCUGACUCUGGGUUUUGAAUCCACUCUCAGGGAGUUUGUUUUCUGUGCACUGUACCCAGAGCCCUCCAUCCACAUGAGCCGUGGCACAGCAGUGGCUGAGCAGCACCGCAGAGUCAACAUGCUUCCUGGUGCGUUUCCCCACAGCUGCUUAGCAACCAUAUUUAAUUUCAAGGAAGUAAAAACACCGUAGUGUCAAAAGAGAUCAAAAUAUCUCAGUGAUGCAAAUAGCAUCUGUGUUUUCCGGCAUGACCAAGCAGUUUUGCAAACGCUGCUCGGGCGUCAGGGGACUAUAAAGUGGUACAAGAUACUUUUUUGUAAAGGUUGCGCCAAACAAAAACCUUGAAACUAUCUACUUACCAAUUGUUCACUUGCAUCAUAUGCAUACACGUUUUAUCUAACUGCUACGCUAGUACUACACUGACAUGUUCCAUUGCUGCAUUUUUUCGUUCGUUUGAAUGAAAUAUGACUGUCAGCGUGUGAUGGACAUUUGUAUCUAAACGUGUCUACCGCCCAGAGAAAUUGUUUUAAUGUACUGUGGGCACAUACGUAAAUAUUUUACUAUUUCUUAGGCAUUUUACCAAAAACGUUGCCCUGCAGUUUACACUGUACCAAUCCUGAACUGAUUUGAUUAGCUCAUUGCCUGAAAAUGAAUGAAUAGGAUCUUUGAUAAUUGAUUCAUCUCUAACAUAAUUUAUCAACUAAUAAUACGUAACAUUCGGCCAAACAAAGUAAGCAACUUCCUAGGAGCAUGAGUUUACAGUCACAUUUAUUUGGCAGUUUGGCUGUGAGACAGUAAUUGCCAAAAUGAAUUUGUUUGACCUGGUCAGCUGCAGGACAAAUGUAAAUGAAUAAUAACAUGAUUAUAAUUGUCCUGGUUACCCGCUCAUAUCUGUUUUCUUCACUUUUAUACACGUACAAGUGUGUUAAUUUGUCUCAUGUUAAAAUGCCAUGUGGAAAUGCCAUCAUUGCUUUGUUUUGUUGUUGUAUUCUUACAUAUAACUGAUGUUUAGGUUAAAGUUAACAUCAAGUCAUCCAGUGACUCAAGUGUUAAUUUGGCCAAUGAGAUUUCCUUUGCUGGGUUUGUAUUGGCUGGCUGAGACCCCUGGCCUUUUUGUUUGGUACAAUCCAUGCGAUAUUGGCAUAAAUAUGCAAUAGUGCCUUCACAGCCAUUAUUGAUCAGGGUUUGCCAACCUGUGGUUCAGGGCCCCAGCGUGACUCCCGACAUUACAAAUGGGAUAAAAAAUCUAUCAAAGCCUCACCAAGUUAUGUGUGUUAGAAUAGCUUAAGCAAAGCAUAGCAUAUACUAAUAUGGGGUUCCUAAUGCAUGGAACCACUGUUAAAUAUAUGUAUGGAUCUGUUACCCCGACACACCGGGCAAUGUGCAGUGCAAGCAGCCCCUCGAUUUAGAAUGUGUUUUAAAAAGCUGAAGAUUUAACCAAACCUCUAAAAUAGUACAGGUAACCACAGCACAGUGUCAGCUACAUUCCAAAUACUCCUAUAGUUUUGCACAAGUUAAACUGUGACUUUAUUUUGGCUCAUACAAACCUCACACUUUGGACUCUAAAGAUUUAAAAGGAGGAAGCCGUAGCAGAGCUAGCAUCGUCUCCACCAUUGGAUGAGUGUCAUAAGGCUGGUAUGGACAACAAAGGCUCAGUGGAGGAAGUGAUUAUAUUAAAAAGAGGUGUAAUUGUCAACAAAUUAAAUGUGUAGUUACGGACAAUAUACCAUAGGUCAAUUUCAACUCAGGAGGCCUGUGUAUAUUGGUUUUGCUGUAAAUGGUGUAUCAUCAGCAACAUCAGGAUGGGUCUUCGCUACUGUGGACAUGCAAACUGGUUGGAAAACGGCCACAUUUUAUGUCUAUGUACCACUUGGUUUUCAAGGGUAUUUCUUUUCAAAGGAAUGUCUUAAACUUGAUUACUGUGUUUCCUUGUUUGCACUAAGAACAGAUUCUUCCACCUGCUGCCAUCAUUCAAAAUGUCUGCUGAUAUUAUUGCUCACUUAGCCAGGCACAUUGUUUUCAUCUGAGGAUCUGAUGAAGAAUAAACCAACCUGGGUCAAAUGCCAAAA
Molecule: messenger RNA, 7127 nt
Organism: Etheostoma spectabile (orangethroat darter)
Lineage: Eukaryota; Metazoa; Chordata; Actinopteri; Perciformes; Percidae
Gene: rnf217
Product: ring finger protein 217
Exons: 6
Coding region: 167-2005 (612 amino acids)
Biological process (GO): protein ubiquitination
Molecular function (GO): zinc ion binding; ubiquitin-protein transferase activity
Source: RefSeq, a predicted model, not a curated record